Esox lucius (northern pike) is the source of this 2197-nucleotide messenger RNA. It is a transcript of the gene gch1, whose product is annotated as GTP cyclohydrolase 1. Gene Ontology annotation, cellular component: cytoplasm. The record is from RefSeq and is a predicted model, not a curated record. The transcript is spliced from 6 exons. Gene Ontology annotation, biological process: tetrahydrobiopterin biosynthetic process; tetrahydrofolate biosynthetic process. Lineage: Eukaryota; Metazoa; Chordata; Actinopteri; Esociformes; Esocidae. Gene Ontology annotation, molecular function: GTP binding; GTP cyclohydrolase I activity; zinc ion binding. Bases 146 to 922 code for a protein of 258 amino acids.
CCACGGAUGAAGUGCUUCACCUACUUUGUCCCUCCAACUGAUCGGGGUGUUAUCUGCAGGUGUUUCGUUCAAAACAAAAGUUGCCCACGCGAAGCGACCACAUCGGAAACGAUAUUCUUCAAGAGACAAGUGGAAGUUCUGAACUAUGGAGCGCUCUAUACAGAGUCACGAAAAGCAAGCUGACAGCAGACCAACUACAAACGAAAGUUCCAUAAACGGACAAUUGGACGGCUUGGCAAUAAAAGACAACCGGACCGUGGUGUAUCAGGGGACGGAGACAGCGGGUGAGUCGAGCUCGCACACUGGGUCCUCCGUUGUAGAGGGUUGGAAGAAUGAGCGGACCCGAAGUAUGGAAGACAACGAAAUGAGCCUGCCAAGUCUUGCUGCUGCCUACACCACUAUUCUCCGGGGACUCGGAGAGAACCCACAAAGACAUGGACUUCUAAAAACUCCGUGGAGAGCUGCUACUGCCAUGCAGUUUUUUACCAAGGGCUACCAGGAGAAAAUCAUAGACGUAAUGAAUGACGCCAUCUUCGAUGAGGACCACGACGAGAUGGUGAUCGUGAAAGACAUAGACAUGUUCUCCAUGUGUGAGCAUCACCUGGUGCCCAUCUUUGGAAGGGUCCAUAUAGGCUACCUCCCCAACAAGAGGGUACUAGGUCUCAGCAAGCUGGCCAGGAUUGUUGAAAUCUACAGCCGUCGUCUGCAAGUUCAAGAGCGGUUGACCAAACAAAUCGCAGUGGCGAUCACUGAAGCUCUGCAGCCUGCCGGCGUGGGCGUUGUCAUUGAGGCAACUCACAUGUGCAUGGUAAUGAGGGGGGUACAGAAGAUGAACAGUAAGACAGUGACCAGCACCAUGUUGGGGGUGUUCCGGGAGGACCCCAAGACACGAGACGAGUUCCUCACCCUCAUCAGGAGCUGAAAGUCACCGCUUGUGCACAAACCUGCUGCCCAACCCAGCACUGUCCCCUCUGCCCCUGUUGCAUGGCUGGAGCAGGAUCCAUCCACACAGCUGUUUCUGUAUGAAGCCUAGAAUCCAGGCUUGCGGAGUCUGGUUGCCAGGUGUUUGUUGUUUGUUGUUUGUUGUGUGUGUGCGUGUGCACGUGUGUGCGUGUACAUUAGUCUUAAUAAAUGGAGUCUGUCAGAAUUAACAAGAAAACUAAACAAAAAAACCCCAGAAAGAAUAGUUUGGCUCAAUGAUUAGUGUUUGAGAUCUUACUUUAAUUUUAUUUAACCACCAAAAAUAAGUAUAUCUAUUUUUUCUCCUGGGCAUUAAAUCUGACAGUCCGUCAGAUUUCUCCAAUUUGGAUUUCUCAAAUUAGGUUGUUAGAAGCAGAAGUCUGAUUGGACCUUGUGUUCACUUAAAGACCAGGUGUAUUUGAUCUUUAAUCGAACAUAUGGUUAGACCUUUUUCAGAUUUAUUUUUGCUAUAUAUUUGAUCUUUUAUCAAAAGUCAUUUAAGCCUAGUAGGACCAUGUUUCAGUCUUACUAAUGGUAUGUAUUCUAGCUUCUUUAGAGCCAAAUCUACUAAAAUGUGCCAAGUGCCAUUUUUCAAAUGGUGUAAUAUUUCUGCCCAAACCCACAUGUUAAACUGUACCAAAAAUGAGUCCCAGUCCACUCAAAAAAAAAUGUGGUUACUACCUCUUGACGUACAGUACACUUCAUGUAGCGAAUGGAAACGUAUUCCUCAGCCUUAAGUGUGCAUGUUUGUGGCAUUCAAGCUGGCUUUUUAGUGGCGUAACGUUGUAGACAAGCAGAGGAGGACUAACUUGAGCCCUUAGUGGGACAGUUGGAUAGCCGAGGAAGAGGUACUCGCCCGGCACUGUGACGUCCUUUACACAAUCAGUAAUUCAGGAAACCAACAACAGUGGCUUCCUGAGGGAACGUGUGAUCUUCGAGUGAUUUGAGGUAAUGUCACUGUUUGGAUUUUGGUAUUUUUUACUGGAGGGCCAAUGUUUCCAUGGGGUCACACUGACUGGAUGGAAAACUCGAUAGUGACAUGAAAGAUGAUCUCACGGAAACAAAAUGGUUAGGACGGCCUAUAGAAAAUACAACACUCAACGUGUAACACAUUUUAGCAAUGACAUUGCAAUUGAGGGCUUCUACCAUUUUUUAUAUUUUUCUAGCAACAAUACAGUAUCUCACAAAAGUGAGUACACGCCUCACAUUUUUGCAAAUAUUUGAUUAUAUCUUUUCA